AGACAACACACAACAAACUAAAACCUUAUUCAAUAACAGUGUGACAUUGAACAAAAUGAACCAAAAACUUCAGAAAUCGAGACCACAACGGUCUGUCAAAAUGGCACGCGCGUGGUUUAUUAAAUUUUAGUGUACCUAUGUAAAAUACAAGUUUAAAAGUUUGGAAUAGAUCACAAAAUUGGCCGUAGUAAUGAAAUGAGCAGGAGUUGAAUCCGUAAUGGAUCAUUACCUGACAACCUACAGGAAGGACUAUUUAUGGCCCAACCUGCCUGGUACCACUGAACAGCUACAGGCUAGUGGUGCAGGAGGUGGAGCCGGAGGUGGGGGCGGGGGCGGUGGUGGUGGCGGCAUUGGGGGACCUGGCUUGGCAGAUAUUUCAAAACUCUCCGGGCAGGAGUUAGCAUUCUACCAGGCAUGUCUACAACACUCCCGGCCGCCGGACUGCCGAUGCCCCCAGUAUUCUGGGGGGGAGAUGCCUGUUCUACCACCUGGGAAGGAAGGAGGAUGGAGUCGGAAUGAGAUUAUGGGACCAAUGUUGGAUCCGAAACUAUAUCCAGUCCGUGUUGGAGCGGCUCCAGAAACACCUACAUCGCGAUACGAUCAACCAAAUGCAUUCUUGGAUAAGUUGCAAUCGAAGUACCCGAUGCUGUACAGCAUCCUGCAGAACGAAGCCUCCCCAGAGCUGAAGCAGAGAAUAGACCGGGACCGCAACAAGACCACUUACCAGGUCGACUUCUGCGAGUCAGGUCCCGGAGCCAAGUUCGAAGGUCUCCAACGAGCAGCAGACGAGAGCGGCACCGGUCCGUGUGCGCAACCGAUGCGUUUGCCCGGGGAUCCAUGCCGCGUCGGGCCCAAGCCACCCAAGGCUGCGCCCAAGACCAUCUCCAAGCAGGCAGGCGGCGGCGCCACCAGCGAUCCCAGAGCAAAAUGCGAAACGACAUCUGCCACUCCACCGCUUGGACGCACGGAGUACCAGGACGGCGUGUCCAAGCUCGGCGCCAUCAUACAACACACCACACUAUGACCACACUAGACCACCAUGCAACACACCACACUAUGGACAACUGGGACAAUCAUGGAAUAAACUAUUUGGAUCAGAUACUGAUGGUGUUAUUUAUAAAUAAUUCUUACUUUACAAAGUCUUAUGACAUC
This is a messenger RNA of Spodoptera litura, 1152 nucleotides long. RefSeq lists its product as uncharacterized. The record is from RefSeq and is a predicted model, not a curated record. Lineage: Eukaryota; Metazoa; Arthropoda; Insecta; Lepidoptera; Noctuidae.